Messenger RNA from Gracilinanus agilis (Agile Gracile Mouse Opossum), 1311 nucleotides. It is a transcript of the gene ZPBP2, whose product is annotated as zona pellucida binding protein 2. The transcript is spliced from 9 exons. Gene Ontology annotation, cellular component: zona pellucida receptor complex; acrosomal vesicle; extracellular region. The record is from RefSeq and is a predicted model, not a curated record. NCBI's taxonomy places the organism in Eukaryota, Metazoa, Chordata, Mammalia, Didelphimorphia, Didelphidae. Gene Ontology annotation, biological process: binding of sperm to zona pellucida; acrosome assembly. Bases 1 to 978 code for a protein of 325 amino acids.
AUGAAGCGAGGCUGGGUCCUGCUCCCUGCUGUGCUCCUGUUCCUUGCUGGAGGAGUGGGAGAGCAGCUUUCUGGCCCAGAAAAAAACUAUAUUUAUGGCAACAUAGGACAUCCAGUGAAAAUCUAUGUAAAAAUGUACCAAAACAGCCCAUUUCUUGCCUGCAUGGAUAAUGAGCUUUCUCAAACAGAAAUAAUAGACCCCAUAGCUUUGUGGAUAGGACCAAAUGGAAAGCAUUUGAAAGAGACGAAUCAUACUAACUUAACUCCAGCAGGGAAGCUGAUGAUCACAAAUUUUAGAGAAUUUAUGUCUGGAUCUUAUGUAUGUAUUCUUACUUAUAAACUUGUCAGUGAAGAAACACAAAAAGAACAAGAGAUAUAUAACACAUAUACAUUUAUGAUAUUUGGAUACCAGGAACCUGAUUAUGCAUAUCAGAUGGCUGUACGGUUUACCACAGAUUCUUGUAAUGGAAAAAAAAAUUCUCAGUUCUUCCAAUUGCUGACGAAGAUGUUGGAAGAAAUCGUGUUUGAUUUGACAUGCCAUAUUGAAGAACCAUCAUAUAAAUGUCAUUUGCUUGAAAUUCCAAAACACAAAUUAAAGGAUCAGAUAUUUAUAGCCUUUAGAGUAAGACCUUUCCCAGCAGGGGUGAGAGAAGCUUGCAGAAAAGUUCUCAACUGUGAAGAAAUCACUAACAAUAAAGUUCACCAGGCAAGAAAUCGCAUAGAGGAAUUCUUUCUCCAACAGACAGUUGUUCUGGAAAAUGAAUUUAACUUUAUACCAAAUAUCCAUUAUAUUGACCACAGCUUUAAAGUUAUACGCAUUGACAGCUGUCGACCUGGCUUUGGGAAAAAUGACAUUCUACACAGUGACUGUGCUAGCUGCUGCGUAGUUUGCGAUCCAAGAACAUAUAGUCCUGACAUGGAUGUAAAUUGUCAAGCCUGCUUAACUGUCCACAAAUAUGGAGCUAAAAUUUGCCCUUAAACCAAAACCCAAAACUGGAAAAUUGAAGAUGAAAGUUAGCACAGCUGCAGCUUUGUGAAAUAAAGCCCUGAAGAGGCAAAGAAGCCACGUCUUGUGAUGCCAGAGGAAGCCGGAACUGUGGCAGCAUCUUGUGUUCAGCAUCUUGCUCCCUCGAGUGUCAGGGGAGAUCGCAGGGGCACUAGGUGAAUUCUCAGAAGUCCCAGGUCAUAUGGCUGCCAUCCAUCAGAAUAGUUACAGCUGAACAGAUUUUUUGUUUUUUCCUUUUAUUUUUUGCUGCUCCAAUAGUAUUUUCUGAAACCACUGAAUUAUUAAUAAUAAACUAUUACAACAUGU